This is a messenger RNA of Populus euphratica (Euphrates poplar), 3299 nucleotides long. RefSeq names its product formin-like protein 4. NCBI's taxonomy places the organism in Eukaryota, Viridiplantae, Streptophyta, Magnoliopsida, Malpighiales, Salicaceae. Gene Ontology annotation, biological process: actin cytoskeleton organization; actin nucleation. The coding region runs from base 706 to 3090 and encodes 794 amino acids. The record is from RefSeq and is a predicted model, not a curated record. The transcript is spliced from 2 exons. Gene Ontology annotation, molecular function: actin filament binding.
UGAAUGAGAGACAGUCCCAUCUGGCUCCGAGGCAGCUUGUGCUGGCUUAGAAACGUGCUCCUUCCAAUACAGAAAUGUCUUUUGUUUGCCCUAGUUUUCUUUGGCAGGUGGUGCCUUGCAAAUUAAUGUUUUUCUUAAUUACCAUCUUUUUUUUGUUAAUGCACAGGACAAUGCAAACCCUGCAACUAUUUUAAUCUUAAAAUAUUGCCAUUAGAGAGACCUUGCAUCCCAGCUCAACAUUUUCUAUUUUUUGCAAAGAAAGCAGCGCCUCUCGAUAACAAAAGCAGCUCAAGGAUAUAGCAACAAAAUGCCAAUACAAGUGACAUUAUUAUGUCAAGAUACAAGACUCCAUUUGGCACUAGCAUGACUUCAUCAUCAUCGUUGAUCACAAUGGAACUCAUGCAGGACGGCUAAAAUGUCAAGCCAGCCAUAUACACAACCAAAAUCAUCCGACCUUAGAACAAGAGCCAUUGUUUGCACAUGAACAAUUUCAUCAUCAGGACAAGGGCAGUUAAGUACAUAUAAUAAGACGAACCCGGGAUGAGUAAACAAAGCUGCUAACAACAACUACCUUCAUUGAAGCUGUCAGAAAUAACACAAUGCAGAAGACAGGAAAUUGUUCAAAAGCCGCUGAUAGCCACAAUGAACUAAAACAACCAAGAUUCUCUCCAUUUCUCUGCAUCCCUGUCCUUGGUUCACAUCGGAAUGAUGGUCCAGCCGCGGUUCCAUCCAUGUCUUAUUUUCUUACUGUUGUUCUCCCCUCCCCUUUCUCAUUCUUAUUGUAAACAAAACUCCUCACAGAAGACAGAAAUUUCUCCUGCAUUUGAUUCUUCACCUACAAGGUCAAUGAUAAGAACUGCAAGUUAUGAAGCAGUCUCUCCUAAUCAUGAUAGGGAAAUGCUGAUGCCUCAACUCUUGGGACCUCCUGCCCGGAAACAGGCAAUGGAGGAGUCCUCAUCGUCAAAUGGAAAAGUUGUGGCAGCCAUUGUUGUCACAGCUGCAAUCACUCUGGCCAUUGCUGUGAUCUUCUUCUUUAUCUACUUGAAAUUUGCCAAAAAGCGGGAAAAAGUUAUGGCAACCAGUGACGAGCUCAAAAAAGUUAGCAGAAAAGUGAAAAAGUUCACCUUCGAUGAAAAUGGGCAGGAUUUGCUUUAUGUAAAAAGUUUUGACAGGAAACCCAAAAACACUUUCUCAAAGGUUACGCUGAACCCUAGCUAUGAAGAAGAAGGGGAAGAAAAGAGGGUGGAUGUGAUAGUAGAGCAAUUAAAAAAGUACGAGCCACAGGAAAUUUUGCUUUCAUCUUAUGGAAUUGGUCAUGGGAAAGUACCAGAACCAGUUUUGCGAAAUGGAAAACCUACAGCAUUAGUUUCAGAGAUGGAAAGUCCAAAACUACCUCCUCUACCAUCCCCUCCAAGAAAGAAAAUCCCACCACCACCACCCCCACCGCCACCACCACCGCCACCACCUCCUCCUCCACCACCUCCUCCUCCGCCUCCGCCUACACCAACAAAACCACCACUUAAAACAAAGAAAAAUCCUGCAUCACCACCCCCACCACCUAAAAUAGGCGGUUUAAUCUCAUUAUUGAAACCUCCACCAGUUCCAAGAGGGAAAUUAAAUAGCAAGAGCAGGGAAUGGGCACCAACAGAGGGAAGCUUGAUAGGGACUAGCAGUGGGCAUACAAGACUAAAGCCACUGCACUGGGAUAAAGUAACAGCCGAUGUUGAUCAUUCAGUGGUUUGGGAUGAGAUUAAUAAUGGCUCUCUCAGAUUUGAUGACGACCUAAUAGAAACAUUGUUUGGAUAUACAACUGCCAAUAACAAAAUCCUUCUCAGAAAUGAAGUUUCAUCAAGUGGAAGCAGCUCCAACCCCACCCCAGCUACUCAAGUUUUUAUCCUUGAACCAAGGAAGUCUCAAAACACAGCAAUUGUACUAAAAUCUUUAGCAAUUUCUCGCAAAGAAAUUGUUGAUGCUCUUCUCGAGGGUCAUGGACUUAAUACAGAUGUCCUCGAAAAGCUUACCAGAAUUUCCCCGACUCAAGAAGAAGCAGUCAAAAUCACCCAAUACAGGGGCAACCCAUCUAAACUUGCAGAUGCUGAAUCUUUCCUUCACCACAUCCUGAAGGCUAUUCCUUCGGCAUUCAUCCGUAUCAAUGCAAUGCUUUUCAGAUCAAAUUAUGAUUCAGAAAUUCUUCAUCUAAAGGAGUCCUUACAAACACUUGAAUCGGGGUGCAAAGAGCUACGAACCCGUGGCCUCUUCUUAAAACUUCUUGAAGCCAUUCUCAAGGCUGGCAACAGGAUGAAUGCUGGAACAUCCAGAGGCAAUGCACAAGGUUUCAACCUUACUGCUCUUAGAAAGCUUUCCGAUGUUAAAAGCACAGAUGGGAAGACUACUCUACUUCACUUUGUUGUAGAACAAGUAGUUCGAUCAGAAGGUCGACGUCGUGUACUUAAUCGGAACCAUAGUAUGGAAAGAAGUGACGGUCAAAGAAGGAUAAACAGUGAUUUGAAUUCGGACACAUUGACAGAAGAGAGAAACAAAGAGUACCUGUUGUUGGGACUCCCAGCAUUGAGGGACAUGAUUGCUGAAUUCUCCAACGUUAAAAGAGCAGCCGCAAUAGAAUUUGACAGUUUCGUCGACACAUGCUCCUCUCUCACGGCUCGUGUCGCAGAAACUCAGCAACUCGUGGUAAACUUUGGCAACAGUGAGGCUGGUGGGUUUGUGAUGCAAAUGAAAGGAUUCUUGGAGGAUUGCGAAGAGGAACUUAAGGUGGUGAGAGACGAGCAAAAACGGAUUAUGGAGGUUGUUAAGAGAACAACAGAGUAUUACCAAGCAGGAGCAUCAAAACAGAAAGAAGCAAAUCUGCUUCAACUGUUUGUUAUAGUGAAAGAUUUUCUUGACAUGGUUGAUCGAGUCAGUGUAGACAUAUCCCAGAAGGUGCAGAAGAAAAAAGUGGCAGCAAGAGCAGGAUUAUCACCACCACCUUCACCUCCAUCAAAUAAUCCAGUGAGAUUUCCAGACUUCCGUUUACAUCCUAUGUCAGAUAUGUCAAGGGCAACAUCUUGGAGUGAAUCAGAUGAUGGUUUCUGAACAACAGGAUUUGUUCACAUCAGAACAUUACAUUCAGUUAAAUCAAGGAGUUGGCUCCCACGGAAACAGAAGUACAAAAACAUGAUAUUCACCAAGCUUUUACUGCAUAGGUGCAUCUGUCUGAGACUGAAAGGGUUACGCAGCCAGGGAGAGAGAAAAAGAAGAAAAGCGAUCAACACAACACGAAAAUCUUAGCCCCGUGAGCAAAC